This is a messenger RNA of Hirundo rustica (Barn swallow), 1035 nucleotides long. It is a transcript of the gene POLR1F, whose product is annotated as RNA polymerase I subunit F. The record is from RefSeq and is a predicted model, not a curated record. Gene Ontology annotation, biological process: DNA-templated transcription initiation; DNA-templated transcription. The transcript is spliced from 4 exons. NCBI's taxonomy places the organism in Eukaryota, Metazoa, Chordata, Aves, Passeriformes, Hirundinidae. The coding region runs from base 1 to 972 and encodes 323 amino acids. Gene Ontology annotation, cellular component: RNA polymerase I complex.
AUGGCCGUGCCGCGGGAGCCGCCGCCCGCCCCGGCGCUGCCGCCCGCCGCCGCCGCCCCGUCGUUCUCCGCGGCCCGCGCGCUGCUGGCGCGGCGCCACUCGUGCCUGGUGGCGGCGCCGCACCGGCGGCACGUGGCGCUGCCCCCGCGCUUCCUGGGCCGCAAGCGCUCCGGCAUCCGCGCGCAGCUGGACGCGGAGCUCCUGCGCUACUCCGAGAGCCUGCAGGGAGUGCCGGUGGCUUACGACAACAUCAAAGUGGUGGGGGAACUCGGCGACAUCUACGACGACCAGGGGUUCAUCCACCUGAACAUCGAGGCGGACUUCAUCAUUUUCAGCCCCAAGAAAGGGAAGAAGCUGGUGGGUGUAAUUAAUAAAGUGGCCCCUACUCAUAUUGGCUGCCUGAUACAUGGAUGCUUCAAUGCAUCUAUCCCUAAGCCUGAACAAAUGUCCAUUGUACAGUGGCAAGAACUGGGGUUAAAAAUAGGGGACGAGCUGAAAUUUCAAGUGUUGCACUUGGAUUCUGAUACAGCUGGGGUGUUCUUCAUUCGAGGAGGACUCACUAAAAGCAGCAUGCGGCCCAAAAAAUCUGACGCAGUCACUGAAAGUACAAAUGGUGAUGAAAUUCAAAAGCUUGACCACCAGGAAAAUGGCUUGAAUGACUGUGGGGAAGAUAAUGUCACAGAAGAACCCUUAAAUGAGAUGGGUAGCCUUGGGAGGGAAAAUGAAGAAGAGCAAAGUGUUGAUGCUGUGAAUGGAUUAUGUGAUGAUAAAAAGAAGAAGAAGAAAAAGAAAAAGGACAAGCAAGGAGAACAGGAACUUGUAUUGCCUACCAGUGACUCGAGUGGUUACCAAAGUGACCAUAAAAAGUCAAAGAAAAAGAAAAGAAAGCAUUGUGAUGAAGUUGAAGCAAGUGAAUUGUCUCAGCUGUCAGAAAAACCCAAAGCUAAAAAAAGAAAAGGGACUGAAGUCUGAAGUGCCUUUCGUGCAUUAGAUUUCAGACUUUUUGAUAGUAUCAAUAAAACCCUGUUUUCAAAA